Messenger RNA from Oryzias latipes (Japanese medaka), 1325 nucleotides. The record is from RefSeq and is a predicted model, not a curated record. Lineage: Eukaryota; Metazoa; Chordata; Actinopteri; Beloniformes; Adrianichthyidae.
UGUAAAUAAAGAUGAGAUCAACAAAGAAACAAAUUAACCAACUAUAAAUAAGUGGAUAAAAUAAAAAUGAAUGGGGAUUUCAAAAACUGACAUAUUGUCAAUAAUUAAUUUUUUCAAAGAUAAUUUUAGGUUAAGUAAUUCAGAAAUCCAGAUGAAGAAUAAAAAACUGGGCUGGUCUCCCACCAUCGCGAGAACCCAGUGACGCCCCUGCGCAAACGAGACUUCAACUCCCAUCGGCCUUUGGGGUUUCCGCACGUGCAGCGUCAUGGCGGUUUUCAUGGACCUAAAUCUGAUGUUUUCGGCGGACCGGACUCGAAUCAGCAAACUGCUGGAGACGGCGGCUCACCUGGGUUUCUCCACCGUCGCCAUCAACUACAUGUUCGAACCGACAGCCAAGCAGAAGCAGCUUCCUCUGCAGGAAAUUCCUGUCCCUAAACCAAUCAAUGAGCUGAUUGAUCAGCUGCCCGUCGUGCAGGGGCGCUCCCGCCCCAUCAGAGUAUUGAACAGGCUGACCGUGGUGGUGUCCGACCCCAGUCACUAUAGGCCCAACGCUCCAGAGUAUCGCCGCUUUGACCUCCUGGCGGUGCAGCCCACCUCGGAGAAGCUGUUCCAUGCGGCCUGCAUGCUGUACGACAUCGACAUCAUCUGCAUCUCCGUCACCGAGAAGCUUCCUUUUUUCUUCAAGAGAGCGCCGAUCAAUGGGGCCAUCGACCGCGGAGUCAUGUUCGAGGUGUCGUACUCUGCGGCCAUCAGAGACUCCACCAUGAGGCGCUACACCAUCGCCAACGCCGCCAGUCUGACGGACAGCUGUAAAGGGAAGAACGUGAUCCUGUCCAGCGCGGCAGAGAAGGCUUUGGAGCUGCGAGGACCGUAUGACAUCACCAACCUGUAUCCUUUGAUCAUCACGAGUGGGUGGGGCCCCGUCACAGCAGCCGCCCCCCCACAACAGCAGUGUCUGUUUGUUGUGUUCCUGAUGUGCGUCUUCAGAGGUUUGCUGUUCGGUUUGUCAGAUGGAGACGCAAAAGAGGCCGUCUCCUCCACCUGCAGGGCGGCGCUGCUGCACGCAGAAACUCGGAAGACGGCCAGCGGGAUCGUGUACACGGCGAGGAGCCAGCAGGAGGCGCCGUCGGAUCCUCCGGAGGGUGACACUCCUGCCGCCAAGAGGGUCAAGACCACCUGAUUGACAGCUAGGGAGGCGGGGCCAGCUCCGAUUUCUGUGACUUCAUUAUCAUGAGUUUUUCUUUUUUAAAUCAAGUAUUUAAAAAAAAUUUUUUUGGACAACUUUUGUAUUUUUUUGGAAAAAUAAAAUUGAUUUAAGAACCUCC